Messenger RNA from Tripterygium wilfordii, 1320 nucleotides. RefSeq names its product protein transport protein SEC31-like. The transcript has a single exon. The coding region runs from base 1 to 1320 and encodes 439 amino acids. The record is from RefSeq and is a predicted model, not a curated record. Lineage: Eukaryota; Viridiplantae; Streptophyta; Magnoliopsida; Celastrales; Celastraceae.
AUGAACGAUCAGUCUCAGAUCCAAAUGAUGAAUCAGCCGCCUCAUCCAGUGCAGUCGCAGAUGUUGAACCAGCAAUCUCAAAUGAUGUUACAGAAUCCUCAGGUACUGAAUCCGGUUCAGUCGCAGAUUUUGAGCCAACCUUCGGCAAUGAAUCAGCAUCCUCAGAUGAUGAAUCCGGGUCAGCCUCAGAUGCUGAACCAGAUGGCGCAGUCACAGGCUAUGAAUCAGCCUAUGAUGAUGAUUCGUAGCUACGUGCCAUGGCCGAAGCAAGACCCCAGCAUGAAGUACCACCCGUUGAUAAAUUCAGGUUUCAUUCCUUCGAAGCCGAGAAGCAACUGGAAGAGCAAGAAGGGAGUCACUGACAAGCGCAAGGAGCAUAGAAGAUCAGAUAAACCGUUUCAGAUUAUCUCUAAUAAUGCCUCCAAAAGUGGUCCUGGAGGCAGUGGAGCGUAUAAGCCCCCUACUCUUCCCGAAUUGCAGUCUCAAAAUCGCAUAAAAGCACGAAAAUUCUAUCCUAAGAAGAAAUUUAAUAAUAGAUUCGCACCUUAUGCACCUAGGAACACUUCUUCAUUUAUUAUUCGUGCAAAGAAGGCUGGCGGCAUUGCGGAGCUAGUUUCACCUUGCCCUGUGACACCGGCAGUGCUGCUUACACCUAUGUUCUCACCGUCUAGGGAGGUUUUAGGGGACAUGGCAAAGGAAGAGUGGGGGGUUGAUGGUUAUGGGUCAAUGAAGGGGUUGAUUAGGCUGAGGUCUUCACUGGAAAAUGAGGAUGAUGAGGAGGAAGAGGGAGGAGGGUCGAGUGAGAGUGAUGUAGAAGAGCAUGUAGAAGUGGAGAGAAGAUUAGACCAUGAUUUGAGCCGGUUUGAGAUGAUAUAUCCAAAUUCCGGGGGUAUAGAGUAUCACAAUGUGUUGGAGAAUAGGGUAGAUGAUCAGGAUUCCCAUAUAAGGCAAUUGGAGGAGGAGAAUUUGACAUUGAAGGAGAGGCUCUUUUUGAUGGAGAGGGAGAUGGGGGAAUUAAGGAGGAGGUUGCGGGUGUUAGAGAGGCGUGGUCGGGUAGAGGGUGCGAACGGGGAGGUGGUGGAAAACUUGUCUGAAGGGAAUGAGAGUGAGGGAGGAGCAUCAGAUGUUGGUGAUAAUAAUGAAGCGUUUAUUUAUCCUCCUGGGAGUGGGGAAGGACAAAUUCUUCAUAUCGACACAAAAGAAUUAGAAAAAGGUGUUAUUAAUGUUUGUAUGGAAGAGUUUGUACCAGAAAAGAUGCAUGUGAAGGACAAUGUCAGUAAAGAUGAAGUAGCGGAAAUGAGUUUGGACCAGUUAAAGUGA